This is a messenger RNA of Actinia tenebrosa (Australian red waratah sea anemone), 2180 nucleotides long. Its product is annotated as adenosine receptor A3-like. Lineage: Eukaryota; Metazoa; Cnidaria; Anthozoa; Actiniaria; Actiniidae. Gene Ontology annotation, biological process: G protein-coupled receptor signaling pathway. Gene Ontology annotation, cellular component: membrane. The record is from RefSeq and is a predicted model, not a curated record. Gene Ontology annotation, molecular function: G protein-coupled receptor activity.
CAAUUAAUGUCUACUAGUAAAUAAGCUUGGUAUUCACCCAAUUGCUUUCAAUAUCCUAAUUGCCAGGGAUGUCUUUUUCUCUGAGGAAGCAUCAAGUCUAGCAAGGUUUAACGAGCUUUUCCGUUCGACAAAUAAAUAGCGUCUCAAGGACCUGACUAAUGAAUUGGUGCGCAUGCGUUAAAGUGGAAAGUUUAUUUUUGAUCAGUCAGUCGAUGUGAACAUUGCCUCCGAAUUGAACCUGAAAACAGAUCUGAUAGUGUUCGAGCUCGAGGGCUAUAUAAAUGGUAGAACCGUGGCUGAUUCAACAUCAAGGGCACUUAGAUACAGUUGUACUGAAUGCCGACUGUUCACUUAAUGCAGGAUACCACAGUGRCAUAUGAUUUCACGCAAUGAGAAAGCCACUUCUAUUCCAACGGUGCCAACUGAUACAACAUGGCUCCCUGUUUACUAAAUACAAAUGCGAAACAAAUUCUAUCCUUCGGAGGGAACAGCAGCCAACCUGGGCGCUUGAUAAACUGUAGCAACACGAAUUUCUCCUUCGUAAAUAAUGAGACAAAGGACUUGGAUAAUCUUGAGGAGGUUAACCUUGGUAAAUCUAUAAUGAUGCUCUUCGCUAUCGGCGUAGCAGUGAUGGGGAAUUUCUUCAUAAUCUUUACUUAUUGUAAGAAUUUUAAAAUGAGAACGAUAACUAACACUUUGGUCGUAAAUCUAUGUGCAGCUGACCUUCUUUCAUCGAUUUUUGAUCUUCCAUUUUGGUUAAGCUUGACACUAGGCUCCACACUGUACAAGCAAUUUACGCUGUGCCGUAUUAUUUUUUGCUUUGAGGAUCUUUUUCAUAUAGUAGCCAUACUAACCAUGUGUGGAAUCGCUAUAGAUCGCUACGUUACACUAGUCAAAGGCCUUCGUCGCUUGAUGACUCAUAGACGAGCUCAUCUCCUGAUCGUUUGGUCGUGGAUCCAAGCGCUUAUAUCAGCUGCUCCUUGGAACCUAAUCCAUAAACUACACGGCUCAAAAAGAUGUACUACUUUUCCCCAUUUUUACGAACCAUCAAUCCGCAUCGAAGUGUUUAAUAUUUUCCUUAAAGUCAUAAAUAUUGUAUUUCCAUUUCUACUUUGUUACUACGUCUUUUAUCGCAUCAUUCAAGCUGUUCGGGGGCGAAGUAAAGUCAACAUUGACAACAAUUAUGUUUCACGGAACUACAGCGCCGAGAGAUUCGCUGUUGAUGCUUACAAACGUUCUUCCAAGACGGCAAUUAUUCUUUUUUUAAUGUUUUUUAUCUGUACUUUCCCUGAACUUUGUGUUACAUUUUGGAGCGUUAUAACCUCUGACAAAGUUGGUUUUGGCAUUGGUUUCAUCACGUAUUUUAUUUUCACUUUAAAGCGAUCGCUUUUUCCAGCUAUUUACAUAUUUCGAAAUCGCGUUAUCUGGAGUUAUAUUCACGAAACUUUGACUUGUGCCUUUUGCCGAGGAAAUGGCAAUUCUAUUCACAAUGACUCCUUAUCCUACGUACCUGCUGAUCAAAGUAUAAGUUGUUUUACAGUUUUUGGGAGGAAUUUUUAUCGCUCUCGUAUAGAUCCUUCCGUGUUUGACGGCGAGAAAAACUAUUUCCCUAAAAACCUCGAAGUUUGCUUUGUUUGCGAUGGAAAAGAAGUCAUUGCUGUAGGAGAUAAAUUUACGGAUAUAACCAAAGUGGAAGAGAAAAAAGUCAACCCUUCUUCGAGCUCAGUAAACUAGUUCACCAUCAUUUUAAAUCUUCAUCCUUUUUUGUAUGGAAGACGUGAGAAAGCGAAUUUAAAAUGGAAAAAUUAUUUGAAAAAGCGAAUAUUGUUUAACCUGAUAUGUUUAGAUGUCAGCCAUGAUUAUUUGUAUUUAGAAUGACAAAUCACUGACCAUCGCCAGAAAAAUCAACUUCAAAUAGCAUAUGGAAAUUUGCCAUUAUCCUCUCUCCAAGUCUCCAAUAUGUUUUGCAAUCUUGUUUUAGAAGUAGAGAGUCAUUUCAAAUUCAAUUAAUUUCCUUCCAAUGAACUCUUCAUUAUUUAUCUUGCCUUGUCUUGUAACUGCUGAUGUCAUGAAAAUAGUUAACUAAAUGGCAGCGCAAAAAUGAGUUUUUUCUAAUGAUAUGACGAAAAGAUCUGUAAUAAAUAAUUUAAAAAAAUGUCGCUACAAAUAAAUAACAUCUU